AUGGCUGGAGUUACAAAACUUGAACUCCGGACAGCUCUUGGUCCAGUCUACCGGGACGUACUGCCAAAUCCCCCUCGGGACUGUACGGCAGAUGAAAUCCCAAUUAUCGACCUGGCGCUUAUGUUUUCUGAAAAGCUGUCCGACCGUCAGAGUGUCGCCGCUAAUAUCAGAUCGGCCGCAACUAAUACCGGCUUCUUCUAUAUCAAGAAUCACGGUAUACCGGAAGAGGUCAUUGCCCAAUGCAAGAGGCAAGUAAUCAAUUUCAUGAGACAACCAUUGGAGAAGAAAAUGCUAGUGGAUUCCAGGACGCAUAGCAAGUUCUAUAACGGAUAUCUUGGAAACCGGAAGGCCCAGAUCUCUCGAACAGAGAGCGCAGACGUUCGAGAAUCGUUUUCGUUUCGGUAUAGCCCCGAACUUGAUCCGGAUCACCCAAUGAAUAUCUCCGACCUCCCUGAAGAUGUGAGAUCAUGGAUCCGUGCGGAAGACUUUGUGUGGGAGGGGACAAAACAUUUGCCAAACUUUAAAGAAGAUAGUCUCGCAUAUUGGAAGAACUGCUUAACUCUAGCCAGGAGGCUAGUGAGGUUGUUCGCUCUUUCUCUAGACCUGGAAGAAGAUUAUUGGGACGAUAAAGUCACGCAUCCAGGAGCAGAUGGCGUUUUCAACUACUAUCCCCCAAGGACGGUAGAAGAAGUUGAGAGCAAGUUUGUUGGGUUAGGAAGUCAUACAGACUUGCAGCUAUUUACGCUCUUAUGGCAGGACAGCGUAGGUGGUCUGCAGAUACUAUCCAAAGAAGGGCAGUGGCUGAGGGCACCUCCGAUUGAGGGAACGCUUGUUGUCAAUAUAGGCGACUUCAUGAUGCGGCUUUGUAAUGAUAUUUAUAAAUCCACAGUCCAUAGAGUGACAAAUGAGUCAAACGAGGAGCGUGUCUCUCUACCAUUCUUCUUCGGUCUCAAUUUUAAUUGUGUCGAGGGUGUUGUGCCUUCAUGUACGUCUGAGAAGAAUCCGGCGAAAUACGAACCCAUUUCUUGCGGCGACUGGUGUCAGAAGAGAUUCAAGAUUGAGAGGGAUGAGUUUCUCAAGAACCACGAAGCAAAGAAGAUACUGGCUCCAAGUGCUACCGUAGUAGCUAUAUAG
Messenger RNA from Daldinia caldariorum, 1134 nucleotides. RefSeq names its product Clavaminate synthase-like protein. The coding region runs from base 1 to 1134 and encodes 377 amino acids. The record is from RefSeq and is a predicted model, not a curated record. The transcript is spliced from 5 exons. NCBI's taxonomy places the organism in Eukaryota, Fungi, Ascomycota, Sordariomycetes, Xylariales, Hypoxylaceae.